This is a messenger RNA of Saccharomyces mikatae IFO 1815, 540 nucleotides long. It is a transcript of the gene ADI1, whose product is annotated as acireductone dioxygenase (Ni2+-requiring). Gene Ontology annotation, molecular function: acireductone dioxygenase [iron(II)-requiring] activity. The record is from RefSeq and is a predicted model, not a curated record. The transcript has a single exon. The coding region runs from base 1 to 540 and encodes 179 amino acids. Lineage: Eukaryota; Fungi; Ascomycota; Saccharomycetes; Saccharomycetales; Saccharomycetaceae.
AUGGUGCAAGUAUACAUCCAUGAUAACAAGGACGACUCCGAUUAUCGCGCACCCCACGAUUCUGGAACGGAACUUUCCUUGGAUGAACUAGCCAAAUUGGGUGUGAUUUAUAAAUACUGUGCAAAUGAGGAGGAAGUGGACGAAAUAGCCGAGGAAAGAAAAUAUAAAAAUAGAGAUGUGGUUGAUAUUCAUAAAGGUUCUUUCAAAAGUGAAACAGAUUUCAAUGAAAAAUUAGCGAUGUUCUACAAGGAACAUCUACAUGAAGACGAAGAAAUUAGAUAUUGCCUUGAAGGCACAGGAUAUUUCGAUGUCAGAGAUUCUUCUACACCGGAAAACUGGAUCAGGUGCUUAGUGGAGCCGGGAGAUCUACUAAUUCUUCCGCCUGGCAUUUAUCAUCGUUUCACCUUGACGACUAGCAAUCACAUCAAGGCUUUGAGGUUAUUUAAGGACGAACCAAAGUGGCAAGCUAUUAACAGAUCAACUCGGGCAGAUUCGUUGCCCGUACGCAAAGACUAUAUUGCCCAGAUCAAUCAGUACUAA